Molecule: messenger RNA, 1284 nt
Organism: Magnusiomyces paraingens
Lineage: Eukaryota; Fungi; Ascomycota; Dipodascomycetes; Dipodascales; Dipodascaceae
Exons: 1
Coding region: 1-1284 (427 amino acids)
Biological process (GO): 'de novo' AMP biosynthetic process; IMP metabolic process
Cellular component (GO): cytoplasm
Molecular function (GO): adenylosuccinate synthase activity; GTP binding
Source: RefSeq, a predicted model, not a curated record
AUGGCUAACGUUGUCUUGGGAGCCCAAUGGGGUGACGAAGGCAAGGGAAAGCUUGUCGAUCUUCUCUGUGACGACAUUGACGUCUGCGCCCGCUGCCAAGGUGGCAACAAUGCUGGUCACACCAUUGUCGUCGACGGCAAGACCUUUGAUUUCCAUAUGCUGCCUUCUGGCCUUAUCAACCCUAACUGUAUCAACAUUGUUGGCACUGGUGUCGUUGUUCACAUUCCUUCCUUUUUCCAGGAACUUGAAAAUAUUCAAAAAAAGGGCCUUGAUACUACCGGUAGACUUUUCCUUUCUUCCCGUGCUCAACUGGUUUUUGACUUUCAUCAGAUUGUUGAUGGCCUGAGAGAAGCUGAACUUUCUACAGCAAACAAGGCUAUUGGUACCACUAGAAAGGGUAUCGGCCCAGCUUACUCUACCAAGGCCUCCCGUUCCGGCCUCCGUGUUCAUCACCUUGUUUCUCAGGAAGAAGGUGCUUGGGAGGAAUUCGAGACCAAGUUCAGAAAACUUGUUGCUGGCCGUCAUAAACGUUAUGGCUUUUUUGAGUAUGACAUUGAUGCCGAGGUUGCCCGUUACAAGGAGUACGCCGAUAAGAUCCGCCCCUUUGUCGUCGACAAUGUUCCUUUCAUUAACAAGGCUUUUGAUGAAAAGAAGAAGGUCCUUGUUGAGGGUGCUAAUGCUCUCAUGCUUGAUCUUGAUUUUGGUACUUACCCUUAUGUUACCUCCUCCAACACUGCCAUUGGUGGUGUCUGCACUGGUUUGGGUAUUCCACCCCAUAAGAUUAAUGAGAUUUAUGGUGUUGUCAAGGCCUACACUACCCGUGUUGGUGCCGGUCCUUUCCCCACCGAGCAGCUUAACGAAAUUGGCGAGCAUCUUCAGAAUGUUGGCCACGAGUAUGGUGUCACCACUGGCCGCAAGCGCAGAUGCGGCUGGCUCGAUCUUGUUGUUCUCAAGUACUCAACCUUGAUUAAUGGUUACACUCAUCUCAACAUUACCAAGCUCGACAUUUUGGACGAUCUUUUGGAGAUUAAUGUUGCUGUUGCCUACAAGUACAAUGGUAAGGUCUUGGAGUCUAUGCCUGAGGACUUGAACAUUUUGGAAAAGGUCGAGGUUGUCUAUGAGACUUUCCCUGGCUGGAAGGCUCAUACUUCUAAGGCUCGCACUUUUGAUGAACUUCCCAAGGAAGCUCAGAGCUACCUUAAGUUUAUUGAGGACUUCAUUAAGGUUCCUAUUAGAUGGGUCGGUGUUGGCCCUGCCAGAGACCAAAUGAUUGUUGUUGAGUAA